This is a messenger RNA of Zophobas morio, 887 nucleotides long. Its product is annotated as procathepsin L-like. Gene Ontology annotation, cellular component: lysosome. The transcript has 3 exons. The coding region runs from base 123 to 848 and encodes 241 amino acids. Gene Ontology annotation, molecular function: cysteine-type endopeptidase activity. NCBI's taxonomy places the organism in Eukaryota, Metazoa, Arthropoda, Insecta, Coleoptera, Tenebrionidae. The record is from RefSeq and is a predicted model, not a curated record.
UGUGGUCUCUGUAAAAACGUUAAACAAUCGAUCGCCUGAUUGAUAAUCGAGUGAAUUGUUCGAAGAUAAAAUUUUUAAAACGGAUCAUCGUAUCUUAUUUAUUCGGUCGUUGAAAAGUCAGGAUGAAGCUGUCGGUUCUUUCGUUCGCACUAUGCCUCGUAGGGGUGCUUUCAAUCCCCAAUCCUAAGGAACAUCGUCGCAUUUUUAACCCCGAUUUCGUUGCGGACAUUCCCGAUUCCGUCGACUGGAGGGAACAAGGAGCCGUCACUCCCAUCAAAAACCAAGCUCUUUGUGGGGCUUGGGUCUACAGUGUCACCGGUGUUCUCGAGGGCCAAAAUUUUUUAAAAAAUGGUGAACUCGUUCCGUUGAGCGAGCAAGAACUGGCCGAUUGCGCAACCCAAGAUGGUUGUAGUGGAGGAACCGUCGAGGAGGGCUACGAAUAUGUGAUAGCCCAUGGUCUGGCAUCCGCAGCGGAUUACCCAGGCCCCAGCGAUGGGACUUGCCAUCGAGGUUCCAUUCCUUCCACAGUCACAGAAAGUGACUACGUUACGGUAGAACACGACGAAGAGACUCUUCGGCAAGCCGUUGCCACGAUUGGUCCAAUUUCUGUGGCCGUUAACGCUCUACAGUGGGAGUUGUACGUCGGUGGGAUUUUGAAAUGUGAGGAUUCGGAGACUUUGAACCAUGGGGUGCUCCUGGUUGGGUAUGGUAGCGAAGAUGGGGUGGAUUAUUGGUUGCUGAAGAAUUCGUGGGGCGAAGCCUGGGGCGAAAAUGGCUACAUUAGGGUGGAUAGGACCCCUGGGGCCGAUUGCGGAAUAACUUUGGCAGCUACAUAUCCAGUUGUUUGAAAUUGAUUACUAUUAUUAAACCGCAUUGUUACAAUUUUA